Entrophospora sp. SA101 is the source of this 156-nucleotide messenger RNA. Lineage: Eukaryota; Fungi; Glomeromycota; Glomeromycetes; Entrophosporales; Entrophosporaceae. The record is from the annotation of a GenBank genome assembly.
AAAGCUUUAGAAGCUCUUAACGAAGGUCAAGUUAUUGCCACCGGUAAAGGUGCCUUAGAUAAGCAUGGAAAUCAUAUUCCAAAUCAAGUAAAACCUGGUGAUCGUGUUCUUCUUCCUUCAUACGGUGGAAGCACAAUAAAAGUUGGAGAUGAUUAG